AUGUUUUUCCUUUGGGUCACUUUUUAUGUCAAGACCAUGUUGCAAAGAUUCAAACCAACUAUUGAAAGCAGUUGUACUAAGGAACAAAUCAAAAUCAUCACUGGUCCAAAAAAGAAAUUCAAGCUUGAUGUUAAUUUAGACUCUGUUGCAAUUGUUAUUAGAUUGCCUCGACAAGUUGAUGUUAUGAUUGAACUUGAUACAGCUAGAUUGAAGAAUGUUUUAGUAUUGAAAUCAGCGGCUAUUAGAAACGCAAGAUUGUAUGUUGUUGAUCCAGGCACUAAAUUAUGGGCUAGAAUGUUGAUCAUCAAAGAUCCUAAAUUUAGUCUUGAUUUAGCCAAGUCCAUUCACGAAGCAUCAUUUGAUAUUGUCAUGAGAUCAUUUAGAAUUAGUGUUCCUAAUAGAUUUAAAUUCUACACUGUCAUUGAUAAUUUCAUUACGUUUUUCAAGAGUAUCAAACAGCUUAAAUCCAACUUUAAAUACUUCAAUUGGGGUAUAGAAGAAUUUGAAAGACUUUUCCCUAAGGAAAGAGCACCCUUGAUAUUCCCUCAUAUUCACAUCAAGACUCAAGUUUUAGGAUUAGAAUUAGAAACUGAUGCUUUUGAAAAUGAAUUAGCCAUGAUUUAUGAAUUGGGUAAAAUUGAACAAAAGGAAAGACUUCAAAAAUGGAAAGCUUUUGAAAAACAAGCCGAAGAGAUUCGAGCAGGUGCCACUGGUGAUAUUGAAUCACAAAUUGAAUUGUCCGACGUUCCUGCUCCUAUUCCUGAUUUUGCUCCUGGUAGAGACCGAUCGAAUUCUGCAUUGCAUAGAUUUACCAGAAGUUUAUCCCCUGCUAGUACUGAGCGUCAUGGUAGAGGUAGAACUGAUUCCAUAUUAUCAAGAGUGCAUAGUCCAUUAAGAAGUAAAUCACCAGAUAGCAGUCAUAAAUCGAGUGGUGCCUCGAUCUUGAAGGAUAAGAUAUUUAGAAGAAGAAGAGGCGAUGAUGUGGAAACUAUUGAUGAAAGUACUGAUCAAUUUAUUCCAUCAUCAGAUACUUAUACCAAAUCAGAAGCUGAAGCUAGAAUUGAAGCUGCUAGGCAAAGAUUAUAUAUUAAUUUCAGUACUGUUUGGCAUAAAAAGUAUAAGAUUUUCCGAGACGCCAAAACUCGUAUUUGGAAAGAUCGUGCUGAGAAUAUCUGGGGUGCGAAUGAUGUUAGUGAUAUUAUGAAGCAGAAAUUUGACAUUGUUGAAUUUAAUCAUGGUCCUCCAUUAACUGGAGCACUUUUCCGUGAUGUUGAUUUAAUCUUAGAUAAAUCAAGUAUCAAAGAUGUUGAUAAAUUCUUGUAUGAUUAUGCUAAACAUCAACCGAAGUUGGUUUAUUCUAUUUUAGUUCCAUUAUAUAUUGAAAUCAAAGCUACCAAGUUCUAUAUGAUUUUGAAGGAUUAUCCAUUACCUGUUGCUUCGUUCCCAAGAAGUAUUGAUCCAUCAAAACCAACUGUUCAUAUCAAGACAAAUUUGGUGAUUCAUGAACAAUUAUAUCACCGUCAAGAGGAAUUGAGAUAUAUUUAUGUUCCAUUCUCACCGGCAGUUCCAGAUAAUGGAAAUUCCGAUAAUUUCUAUUCGGUUUAUAUACCAAGAACUUUACAACCCGUUAAAUUUGCUGCUGAUUUAGUAUGUGAUUUGAAUACCGACCGUGCAUGUUCAAUAAGUUGGUGUAAAGCUUACCAACCAGCAUUUUCGGCCAUGGGAAUGGCAUUCCAUAAUUUUUCCAAACCUGCUAUUGAUGAUAGUCCAAUUGGAUGGUGGGAUAAAAUGCCAUUGAUGUUACAUGGUAAAGUUCAAUUUAAUAUUGCCAAUGAAUUAUGUUUACAUAUGAAGAGUGGUAGGGAUCCCCAUGAAUUAGUUGGUAAAAGUGCUGGGUUUGUUUUUUGUUGGAAGAACAAUGUCACGUUGAAAAUCGAUGGUACUAUAAAUAGUAAAGAUUUGGUUACUAUCACAAGUGACGAUUUUGUUUUUGCUAUUCCUAAUUAUUCCAUUGAGGAGAAGAACAUUUGGAGUUUGUUUUAUGAUGAUCUUGAUGAUCCUUCAGCUGAUGUUGAUUUAGAAGCUAAGAAAUUCAAUAAACAAGUCAUCAAAUUGAGUUCAAGUGAAAAAGUUAAAUGGACUUUGGGCAUGUUAUUUGAAAGAAAUAAGCAUCCAACAAAGAAUUUCUCCGAUCAAGAAUUACGAGUUAAUGAAUUCAAACCUCAUUAUGAAGUUCAAAUCACCAAUCCUAUUAAUGAAUAUCACCCUGAUUCAUAUGAAGGUUAUAGAUCAGAUUAUGUUCACAUGGCGUUAUCCGUCAUUUCAAGAUCAGAUAAAGUUGGUGGAGCUCAUAAUGCUGCUUAUUUCACACCAUUAGCAUUUCAUCAUUUCUUUUAUUGGUGGGAUAGUCUUGCACAUUAUUCGCCACCUCCAGUCAAGAGAGGUAAAUUAUUUAGUCAAGAUGCUGUCAAGAAACCAAAGAUUAAAUUCAGUCCUCAUUUAUUCACCAUGAAGUAUCAAUUGAUCUUUAAUCCUGUGACUAUUUGUCAUUUGUACAUGCAUUCUACAACUAAUCUUCCUACCAAGAAAAGUAAGACUGCUUUUACUGGUUUGAAAGGUAAAUUUGAUAUUUGUGAAAUUGAUCUUCAUCAAAGGAAAGAAUGGGUUACUCAUGAAAAUAAGAAGUUGAAUAGAACCACUAAAACCAGACACUUGAAGAUGUAUCAAGCUGAAGUUAAUGUAGAAAAUGCUGAUGUUCGUGUGGUUAAUGCAUUAUUUCGUGAUACAUCAAUUAGUGGGAAAUUAAUGAGUUAUUUAAAUAGCGGAGAAACUUCAAGUCUGGAUGUAUCUACCAAUUAUUCAUCUGAAAAUUCAAAUAUGGUUCCAGCCAAUUUCCUGAAAUGGAUUGAUAGUGUUGAUGUGCCAGAUGGUGAUUUUUCAUGGGUUGAUCCUCAAGAUUUUGUUGAAUUAGAAGUUCGUGAACCAUUAUCACCAUAUCCAAAAUUAAAAGUUUUACCAUUUUUCCAUUCACCUAAAUUCAGUUAUUAUAGAGAAUUUACAUUACAAAAGGAAGGACCAUUCCCAUUUGGCAAUGAACCAAUUCAUGAUUGUAUUAUGGAUUUGGACAAGCCUGCCGCUGUUCAAAGUAGAAUCUUAUUAGAUAGACUUAAUGCUUUGGAUGACGAUUUGAAAGCAGCAAAUGAAAAAUUAAGAAGAUACAAGAUUCAAAAUGGUCCUGAAUAUCAAGAAGAUAUUGAAAAUACCGAAUUGGAGAUUAAAACUUUAAAGGAAAAGAUUGAUGUUGUAAACAAUGCUUAUAACAAUUUAUCAGAUGAUGGAUAUGACAGUGGUGGUGGAUCGGAUCAUGAAGAUGGUACAAGUUCAUUACUGAGAACAAGUACUAAAUUAUCAGCCUACACUAGCCAUUUAACUCAAAGUGAAUUAGCUGAAGCAUCUGCUUAUACCUCAGUGGCUGAAUUCCAUAAUAGAUUUAUCAUUCAUAACUUGCAGUUGAAAUGGGAUGAUGAUAUUAGUAAAUAUUUCACCAGUUAUUUACAUAGAGUUGGUGAAAGAAAGAAUCAUAUUUAUUAUAUGACCAAAUAUGCUGUUGAUUUAGUUGAAAGAGUCAUUAAUGAAGAUGAAUCAGUCACUGAACCAGUUAAUAUCAAGAAACAUGUAUUCAACAAAGAGUUCAAACAUGAUGAAAAAAUUAUUGAAUGUUUUGAAGAUAAUUUAGAUGAUGUUGCUAAUUCAGAUGAAGAAGCUGCUGAAUAUAAAUAUUUGGUUAAAUUAAUUCAUCCACAAUUCCAAAUGAUGUCUAAGAAAGUACCUGAUGCUUGUGUUGUGUUAACUGCAAGGGAUUUGGAAUUGCGCAUUGUUGAUAUCAAUUUGAAGGAAAGAAUGAAUAUCUUGUCGGAUAAUAAUGAGAUGACUGCAAGAAUUGAAAGAAGAAAUGGUGUUCUUUUCCGCGAUGAACAAUUGUUUGUUUUGAAUAAAGUUGAUGUUAUUAGUAAAUCCAAUUCGAAAUUUGCCAAGAAUGGUUAUAUGUCAGAUGAGAAUAGAUGGCCACCGUGGUUUGAAUGUGAAGUUUGUUAUGAUGGGUCUUGGGCUCAUGAAUAUUUAAUUUCUGAAAGAAACACCAUUGCUGUUAUAAGUAAGACUCCAAAUAAGAUGUUCUUAAACUCCAAGAAUAUUGAACAAGGAAAUGAAGUUGUGAUUUAUCUUUCGAAAUAUGUGAUCAAUGCCACUUCAGCUCAAUAUUCCACUAUUUAUUUUGUUGUUACUACUUUACUACUUGGUGGUAAGGAUAAAAAGAAUGAAAAAGAAGAUCGUUUACAAAAAUUGGUUUCCUUAGCAGAUGCUUCUGAUUUUGAAGGGUUGGAUCUUCGUGUCAAGAAUUUGCAACAAAAUAUUCGUUCUUAUAGGGAGUUGUUGUUCAGUUUCGAUCAAAGAGGUGCCAAUUUGAAUGAUAAUGAAAAGAAAUAUUUGCAUGUUCUUGAAUUAGAAAUGGAAAGACUGAAAUUGGAGCUUUUAUUGAUUAUGAAAACUUUACAAUCAAGAAUUAAAGCAUCUUCUAAAGUUACAUCAAAAUCAUAUGAAAUAUUAGCUGAUCAAGUUAUCUGGCAUAUGUUGGAUGAUGAUAGAGAACCAUUUGUUGAUUUUGCAUUGGCAAAUACUAAAUAUGUGAAAGAUGAUGGAAUUGAUGGUACUAAAUUCAAUAGAGUUGAAAUUGGUAUGGUUCAAGGAUUUAAUUUACUGAAGAAAGCAUUAUAUCCACAAAUAUUAGCACCCAAAAUUACAGCUGAACAAGAAAAAUUAGAAAGUUGUAAGAAAGAGAAACCUGUUAUCACAGCAACUUGGACUACUUUGGAUGAUGUUGGAGGAAUUGGUAUUAUCAAAGAUGCUAAAUUAGAAAUCAGUCCAUUACAAAUUGAAAUAGAUUAUGCAACUGCGAAGAAACUUCAAAAUUAUUUGUUUCCAAAGGAUGAUAAUGAAGAAGAAGAUGAUGACGGUAAUAGUGAUAGUGAUUCAGAUGAUGAAUCGCUGUCUCUUAUACUAGCUGAAGGAGCAAGUAUAAUGUCGAAUGGAUCUUCUGGUUCACAUACUUCGAAGAAUCCUUUAAAGAGACUCAUGUCAAGAAGAAAUGGAAGCAAGUCAUCAUCAUCUAAUGGAUCAAGGGGUAUUUCCCAUGGUGGUAAAUCAUCGUCAUCUAAUGGAUCUAGAGCUAUUUCACAACCAUCGUCAGCAAGUAAUGGUAGAAUUCCAAAUGGUACAAUGAGUCCUAGAAGUUCAAGUAGUUCAUUCAGAUCAAAUGAUGAGUCCAGUUUUGCUGAUGGUAUUCGAUAUGCAACUCAUAAAAUCCAUCAUCCACAUCUUCACAGAUCUAAACAAGAAGAAGAAGAGCAAUUGGAAGAUGAUCUUGGUGUAAUUAUUGCCAGGUCUAUCAAGUAUAAAUCUAUUAUUGAUAUUGAAGUUGAAGCAUUUCAAUUGAUUAUUAGUUUUUCAGCACCUAAAGCAUUGCAUUUGUUGGAUGUUCAUCGAUUGGUCUUAAAUAUGCCAGCAUUGAGAUAUAGUCAUAAGAUUUGGUCAGCACAAGAAUUCACUGAAAGAUUGAAGAAAGAUACUGUUAAAGUCAUUUUGCAACAUACUGGUAAGAUUUUGGGUAAUAAGAUUAUCAAACCAAAGAAACUGAAGAAUAAAGACGUAAGAGAACCUUUAAAACAAAUUUCAAGUUAUUCGAAAUUUAUGACAUUGAAUGAUUUACAAGAACUGGGUAGAGCAAGAGAUAGUUCUACAAUUGAUCAUGAAGUUCAUAAAAAACCGCCAUCUGAAUCACCAAUUCGUCGUCAUCUUCAUCAUCAUCAUCAUCAUCACCACAAUGAUCAAGAUGAUCAGUCAUCACAAAGGAGAAAAUCUAUUAGUAGUAAAUUACCAAGUAUUUCAAAAGUUCUAUCAAGAGCAAGUGGACAUCAUCCUGAAGAUAGUGAUCAAUAUGAUACUAAUGGUUCUUCGACUGUAGUUACUACAGAUGAUGGACCAACUGAUAAUGAAGGUACUUAUGCGAAAUAUUUGGACGCCGUUGACGAUUAG
Molecule: messenger RNA, 6090 nt
Organism: Candida tropicalis MYA-3404
Lineage: Eukaryota; Fungi; Ascomycota; Pichiomycetes; Serinales; Debaryomycetaceae
Exons: 1
Coding region: 1-6090 (2029 amino acids)
Source: RefSeq, a predicted model, not a curated record